Molecule: messenger RNA, 696 nt
Organism: Lathyrus oleraceus (garden pea)
Lineage: Eukaryota; Viridiplantae; Streptophyta; Magnoliopsida; Fabales; Fabaceae
Exons: 2
Coding region: 1-696 (231 amino acids)
Source: RefSeq, a predicted model, not a curated record
AUGGCAGCUCAAAGUUCACAAUUUCAAGAGGAGACUAGAAGUAAUCUGAGAAACACUGGUGCUUCAAUAAAAAUUAUGGAAGUGCAAAUGAGUCAGAUUGCUCAACAACUCGCAGGAGUGGUAAGGCAAAAGAAGUCCCUGAAAAAAGAUGAUGAUCAAGAAGACCAAUUGCUUGAAGUUGAUUUGGAGAUAAAAGAAAAUGAGGGUGUUAGUGAAGAGGUGACAGUACCUAAACUAGUGGUUAAAGAAAAAGUUAGUGAAUCAAAGCCGGUUGUCCAACUCCCUUUCCCCACAAGAAAUAAGAAGAAAGAGCAACAUGAGAAGAACUUCGAGGAAUUCUUGGAGAUGUUCAAAAAGCUUGAGAUUAACAUUCCGUUCUUGGAGGCACUUGAGAAAAUGCCCUCUUAUGCUAAAUUCAUGAAGGAUAUUAUUUCAAAAAGGAGGAGCACUGACUCUGACUCUAUUGUACUAACCGAAACUUGUAGUUCUAUUUUGCAGGGUAUGAAGAUUCCGGUAAAGAAAAAAGAUCGAAGCUCGGUAACUAUCCCUUGCACUACCGGGGAUAGAUCUUUCAAAAAGGCCCUUAUAGACUUGGGGGCAAGUGUGAGUCUCAUACUGUUAUCCAUCUACAAGAGGUUGGGGAUUGAUAAAGUGCAGGAUACCAGAAUGACACUCAAUUUGCUGACCACUCUGUGA